AGGCGGGAGGGAAAAGCGGCCGCGGGGGCGCGCAGCAGGUGCGCUCCUCUCUCUCUCUCCCUGCCUCUCUCUCUCUCUCUCUCUGUCUUGCGCGCUCCCAGCCCUUGCCUUUCCCCCGCCCUUGCGCGCUCCCGCCCCGCCAGCGCUACCUUUCCCACCGCGCGGCUCCCGUGGCCGACGCCUCCUCCUCUUCCUUCCUCUGUGUGUGUGUCGUGAGCGCGCAGGGGGGGCCGGGGGCGCGCCCGCCAGAUGCACCAGGCGCCUGCCUCUCUGCACCUGGGCGGCCACUUCUUCCUCGGGAGGAGGAUGCAGGCGCCGGCGGGCGCAGGAUUGCCAGGAUCCCAGCUCCUUGGCGCCUAGGCAGGGAGCGGCCGGGGAGCCUCCUCUUCCUCCUCCUCUUCCACCAGAGGGGAAGCCAAGAGGACGGGUUUAAAUAUGACCGAAGAGCCGACGCUUAAUGUAACGUGGCUGCCUCAGGAUCGGUUAGACGUCGGUUGGACAGAAAAUGUUUCGGCUGCGGUCACCUCCCCGAUCCCCGUCAAUGACCCAGAGCCGGACUUUAUAGUCAACCCCUGGGAUAUUGUCUUGUGUACUUCAGGAACCCUGAUCUCCUGUGAGAAUGCUGUGGUGGUCCUGAUUAUCUUCCACAAUCCCAGCCUCCGUGCCCCCAUGUUCCUCCUCAUAGGCAGCCUGGCCUUGGCAGACCUCUUAGCCGGGAUUGGAUUGAUCUUCAAUUUCAUUUUUGCCUAUCUUCUCCAAUCGGAGUCUACCAAGCUGGUCACGGUUGGGCUGAUUGUUGCCUCUUUCUCAGCCUCGGUCUGCAGUUUGCUGGCUAUCACUGUCGACCGGUACCUCUCCCUCUAUUAUGCUCUGACAUACAAUUCAGAGAGGACUGUCACCUUCACCUAUGUCAUGCUCAUUUUGCUCUGGGGAGCUUCCAUCUGCAUCGGGCUGCUGCCCAUCAUGGGCUGGAAUUGCCUCCAAGACGAAUCCACCUGCAGCGUCAUCCGGCCGCUCACCAAAAACAACGCGGCGGUCCUCUCUGUCUCUUUCUUGCUUAUGUUUGCUCUCAUGCUGCAGCUGUACAUUCAGAUCUGCAAAAUUGUGAUGCGACAUGCCCAUCAGAUUGCUUUGCAGCACCACUUCCUGGCCACUUCCCACUAUGUGACGACUCGGAAAGGAGUGUCAACUUUAGCCAUUAUCCUGGGAACCUUUGCUGCUUGCUGGAUGCCUUUCACACUGUAUUCCUUAAUAGCCGACUACACCUACCCUUCUAUAUAUACCUAUGCCACCCUCCUUCCAGCCACGUACAAUUCUAUUAUUAACCCUGUAAUAUAUGCUUUCCGGAAUCAAGAAAUACAGAAGGCACUUUGGCUCAUCUGCUGCGGCUGCAUCCCUUCGAAUCUGUCUGCAAGAGCGAGAUCGCCCAGUGAUGUUUGAUUAGGAGGGAGGAAGGAGUUGUCUGUUUAGCACUGGUGUUGUGUGGUUGUGUUGCUUUCAUUACGUUGUACAUAACAGGUUUGCAUUCAAGCCACAGGAGGUACUGACCUUUUCAGAAAGCAAAUUCUCCUUGACCGAAAUGAACCACGCUGUUGUAGUUUCCCUGGAAGGAAAAUGAUUUUAUGCCAACUUUUAAGUGUUGCUCAGAUUCUGUUCUUUUUUGGCUUAUGCAACUACUCUCAUUUCCUCCUAUAGUUCCUCCAGGCACUAUGCCAAUAUUUUAAAGGAGACAGUUAUUUAUUUAUUUAUUUAUUUAUUUAUAUUUGCUUAUUUAUUUGCUUACUGAUUGUUGCAUUUACAUCUUAUCUUUCUUCCAGUGAGCUCAAGGGAAUGGACACUGUUGUCCAAACCUGUGAGGUUGGUCAGGCUGUGAGAAUGAGUCAGGGAAUGGCCCAGGAUCACCCAGUGAGCAUUAUGGCUCAAUGGGGACAGGAGCCCACAACGGGAUUCCACAUAUCCCAGUCCAGCAUUCUACAGAUAACACCAUACCGGCUCCUAUGUAUGUGUAAAUGUGAUUUCUCUGUCUCAGCAAAUGAAAGAUACAUUUGCAUAUGAGCAGCUUGAAUACAUAGGCUGGAAUGCUGCUGGUUUGUCCCCACUAGAGUAGACCCGCUGAAUGAGUUGUUGAGUGGUGAGUCAACAUGCAAUUAAAUCCAAUUGAUUCAGUGGGUCUGCUCUAAUCAAUAGGGGUUAAACCACAGGAUUAAUGCCUGUCAAACUCCAGAUCAAAGGAUAAUACACAACCACAUUAGAAACAUUGGCAUGACCUUAGCAAUGCCAAUGCUACUAUUUCCAGAGUGAAUGAAUUCUGUAGUCAUUCUAUGAAGGCAGAUGUGUUUUUGCAAUGUGCAUCUUAAGGCUCCUGCUAUAAGACACAUGUUGUCUGAGGACUCUUCUGCACAGCUGAAUAAAACCCCACAUUUUCUGCUUUGAACUGGAAUAUAUGGCAGUGUGGACUCAAAUAACCCAGUUCGAAGCAGAUAUUGUGGGAUUUUCAGCUUUGAUAUUCUGGGUUAUAUGGUUGUGUGGAAGGGCCCUAAGUCAGAAGAUGUGUGGCUUUAAUUACAACAUAGUCUUGUGUACAAUUCAACAGGAGGAGACAUCAGGUAACAGUUAGGCUGCCAUCCAGACUACAGGUUUUGUGGGACUGUACAAUCGCAUCCUUACAGUUUAGUAUCAAUGAGAAUAAAUAUGCUGUCCAGAUGUUCAUUUUGAUGCAGGACAAAAUACUGAUGCAUAGCUUCAUAAGACUCUCAGGCUUGGGUUUCUUAUAUCAUGAAGGAGAUCAUUCAGAGACAUUUAUUUAUUUAUUUAUUAUUUAUUUAUUUACAAUAUUUAUAUUCCACCCUUCUCACCCUGACGGAGACUCAGGGUGGAUCACAGUGCACAUAUACAUGGCAAACCUUCAAUGCCAUUAAACAUACGACAGCCACAGAGGCAAUUUAACAUUCCAGCUUCCGGCUUCAUAAGGGUAUGCUUGAUUCUGGCCACAGGGGGAGCUGCCGCUUCACCUUCCACUUGUGACACCCGAGUCCUUGACAGAGUACUUCCUCAUUCUUCCGCAUGCUGCUGAAAGAUGUAUUUAAAGAUGUAACAUCAGAAGUGAUCCUUAUAUAUAUUGGAAAGAGCAACCUGUCACCUUCCAGGUGCUGGUUUCCAUUUCCCAUCAUUCCCAAACUUUAGUCACACUAGCUCAAGCUUCUGGGGACUGGACUCCAAGGAAAUCUGAAGGGCUUCAAGUUGUCAAUUUCUGGUGUAAUUAUGGGAAAUAAAGUUUACCCAUAAAUUCUUGGAAGGAAAGAAAUGAGCCCCUCCCCUUCCCCAUAGGAGAGACCAAUUGUGCUGCAUGUUUUUUUCUACCUUUGCCAAAAGUGGUUUCCCUUUCAGCCUCCAUGGAAAGAAUCAGCAAGAGCUAGAGUGAAGUUUCUGUUAAUGUAAGCCUAACCGAAAACCCCACAGGGAUCUUUUAACAGUUCCGCUAAUACUGUGUACUUUGUGUUUACGAUUCUACAUCCUAUGAAUGAGUAAUUUUGCAAUAAACAAGAUCAUUCUGCAGUAAUAAAUCUCAAGAUACUCAGUUUUCCAAAGAGGUUUUUCAGGCAGUCUUGCAUUAGCCACUUUCCCCCACGCACUUGGUGACUAACAAUUCCUUCUGGUUGUGUAGUUUGCCAAAUCCACAACUCAAGCUGCCCUAUGACGCUCCAAUACACAAGGGCAAGCGCGCAGAGCGUUCAAGACUGCAAGAAUGAUUUUCACAAAAUAAGCUCGGCCAAUUUAACAUUUAUCACUAGUGUCAACAUAGAUCUGUGCAGUAAGAUAAUGUCAUGGACAUUUCGUGUGCUUUACAGGACCUUCUCUUUGUUUUGCUCUGACCUUCAGUUCUGAAGUCUGACAUUUUCAAGUUUGGGGCACAUGAGAUUGUAAUGCUGCAUUGGGAAAUGCACAUAGAACAUGUUUUAUACUUUUCUAGUAAUUCCUCCACUGUUUCAAAGCACAAAAGUGUGUAUGCCCAUCGUUCCAUUGCUUCUGUUGUUAAAGAUGGAUGUCGUUGUCACACAUCACAGUUAAUUUCUGUAACUGAUAGUGUUUUUGAAUUCAUAUCCAGAAAAAAAAUGUUGUUGGGUUUUUUUAAAAAAAGAUUCUGUAAAAGAAAACCUUUAAGGAACAUUUUUGUGUGAAUCCUCUGAUGGAAAAUAGGGUUGUUUUAAUGAAAUAAAAUAUGUUAUCUGAGCCAAUGAAGGGGAAUUGCUGGGAUCAAUAUCAGUCGUAGCUGUUGCUACAUCAGCCUUCUGUGCCCUGUUUGCAAAACUGUGGAUCCAAAAGGACACAAAUCUGGAAUUGUGGCAAACAAAGAAACAGCAGCAGAAACCAGAAUCAGUGUGUUGUCAAAGGCUUUCAUGGCCGGAAUCACUGGGUUGCUGUAAGUUUUCCUGGCUGUAUGACCAUGUUCAAGAAGCAUUGUCUCCUGACAUUUCACCCACAGCUAUGGCAGGCAUCCUCAGAGAUUGGGAGGUCUGUUGGAAACUAGGCGAAUGAAGUUUAUAUAUCUGUGGAAUGUCCAGGGUGGGAUAAAGAACUCUUGUCUGCUUGAGGCAAGUGUGAAUGCUAUAAUUGGCCACUUUGAUUGGCAUUGAAUGGCCUUGCAAUUUCAAAGCCUGUCUGCUUCCUGCCUGGGGGAAUCCUUUGUUGGGAAGUGUUAACUAGCCCAUACUUGCCUCAAGAGCUUUUUCUCCCACCCUAGACAUUCCACAGAUAUAUAAACCUCACUUGCCUAGUUUCCAACAGACCUGUUUUUAUACCUAAAGAACACAUUGUUUUAAAUUUUUAUUAUGCUUAAGCUGUUGUUUUAUUAUUGGACUGUUGUAUGCUGUAUGUUUACCAUGUGUAAACCGCACUGAGUUCCCAUGGGAGAUAGAGUGGUAUAUAAAUAAAGUUUUGUUGUUGUCACAACCUCUGAGGAUGUCUGCCAUAGAUGUGGGUGAAACAUCAGGAGAGAAUGCUUCUGGAACCGGGCUAUACAACGUGGAAGACUCACAGCAACCCAGAAAUGAGAAUCUUUCAGAUUCUCAGAUAUUGAAGGACAGUUUUCCUAUGGUGUAAAAUGCUGGAAUUUACAAUCUUACAAUAUCUGAAGAGCUGAAUGGUUUCCAUCAUAGCAUAGGAGCAUUUAUUUGGAGCCAGUACUGUUGCCAUAUCCAAUCUCUCUCUCUCUCUUUUCCUGGUUUUGAUUGUGCCUUUCACAGCUGCAAAGCAGAUAUUCAGCAAGAUGUAUAUUGUCCCAAGAUUGCAUCCCCAUGCUAGAGAAAGGGUGUUUGCUGAAAUUCUGGCUGUUGUGCAGAAAUUCCAAGAACUAAACCUAUCUCAGGAAAAAGCUGUCUCUACCCCCCUAAAACACCCAAAGGGAUAAACAUUACUGAGUCAAUGAAACCUGUGAAAAUGAAAAGGUGGUGAUAUUGGUAAAGAUGGUAACUAACGUAAAAAAUGCAUCACCAUUGCAGGUGCUGAAUCUAUGUAGCCUAAACACGAAAUGCUGAAAGAAGAGAAUGUUUUAUGUUGUGAUAGUGACAAAAUAUGUCGACUAUAUCCAAUUUCAAUAGAUCAUCAAAAACAGCUUAAAUAAGCACCAAUGAGACCAGAGUGCAUUUUCAACUGUCUUCAUGAAAACCUUCUUAUGUUAUUGGAACAUAAGAUGGUUUUCAUGAAAGGUAGCAGAAAAUGCUCUGGUUUCUUCUGUAUCUUCUGUUACUUUCAGUAUCUUCUAAAGCAGUGGUUCCCAACCUUUGGGCCUCCAGGUGUUUUGGACUUCAGCUCCCAAAUUUCAUAAUACAGUAGAGUCUCACCUAUCCAACAUAAACAGGCCUUCAGAAUGUUGGAUAAGCGAAUAUGUUGGAUAAUGAGGGAUUAAGGAAAAGCCUAUUAAACAUCAAAUUAGGUUAUGAUUUUACAAAUUAAGCACCAAAACAUCAUGUUAUACGACAAAUUUGACAGAAAAAGUAGUUCAAUAUGCAGUAAUGCUAUGUAGUAAUUACUGUAUUUACGAAUUUAGUGCCAAAAUAUCACGAUGUAUUGAAAACAUUGACUACAAAUAUGUGUUAGAUAAUCCAGAAUGUUGGAUAAGUUAGUGUUGGAUAAGUAAGACUCUACUGUACUUGGUAAGCUGGCUGAGAUUUCUGAGAGCUGAAGUUCAAAAAACCUGGAGGCCCAAAGGUUGGGAAUCACUGUUCUAAAGAAUUGAAAUAAGGGAAACAUAUAGAAUAGUUAAUAAAUAGUCCACAGAGUUUUUUCCCAACACUACAAAACCAAGAAAACCCCAGAAAACCCCCAAUAAAUCAUUUUGAACAUCUUAGAAAAACAUUCCAACAAAACAGUGUCAUCUUUUUCCAAAUGCAGUCAUGUAGAGUACAUUUGUUGCACUAUUACAUGUACAAACCAAGAACAACACAUAAAAUACAAGAAAAAAUGAAACUGUAGAUGAGGAGGUCUUCCCUAUGUUUUGGAGUUCAAUUUCCAAAAUGAUGCAGUUAUCAUGGCAAAUAGUAUAGGAUUAUAUGAGCAGUAGUCCCAAAAGAGGUGAAUCAGAGGUUCCCUAAACUACUGAAUUGCAAUGUAUAAAUCAUCCCAAACAAACAUGAAAUCUUUAGGAAAUUGUGGCUCAGGAUUGCUACUUUUGAAAUUGAACAAAACAAGGUUUCGUUACAGGGUAAUUAGGAUUGACAGCCUAUGUGACAUAGAUUAUACAAUUUAGUGGCAGUUAAUCAUUUAAAAAGCCCUGAAGCUUUCAUAUCCUUGUCUGAUCUUGGAAGCAAAGCAAGGUCAGACCUGAUGAGUAUUUGGACAGGAAACCUCCACGAGAAACUGUAGGCUGUAUUUCUCAAGAAGGCAUAUUCCUUGGGAAUAUUCCUUGCAUAAGGAAGUCCUAUGAAAUUUAUGAGGUUGCCAUAAGUUGGCUUGCCACUGAAGGAAGGCACACAUACACCAGUCACUAUGCAUAAGUGAAUGGAAAUCUUAUUAAAAGAAACACUUUUUAAACCUCAAGUCAGGAAAACAAGGGCAGCUUUUAAAAUGCUUCACAAAUCUACUUUAUCACUUGCUCCUGAAGAACAGAUAAUUAUGUCACAAAUACUUCAUGUUUGUUCGGCAUGUAAUCCAGAGACAGCUUUCUCAUGACAUGGCAACGACUUUUUUGAAACUUAUAUUUAGCUUAUUAUUAUUAAACAUAAUACAUUUCAGAUAAGUUCAGCCUUUAUCAUGGUUUUGCAUUUAUUUGUAGUAUCUUUUGUCAAAAUAUCACCCAGUAGAGCUUGGAAAGGAUACUCCUUUGGAUCACACUUCUCUAGCUCCCCGCUGCAAACAUGACUGGGGAAUUCUGGGAUUUGUAGUCCAAAAUAGUAACUUUUCCAAACUCUGCUACAUACUACACCAUUAAAAAAAACCUAGCCUCCUUGACUGUCUCUAUUUUUUUUUUGGAAUUUGUGAACAUGGCCUCUUUGUGGUUUUGAGGGGGGAAAUGGCAAUAAACCAUAUUGUGCAAUAAAAGACAAGAACAGCCUAAGUCUUUGCAGAGAGAGAAAGAGAUAGGAAACAGACUCUGUAUGUGUUUGGCAGUGAGCAGAAUGUAAUGGGAAGCAUACUUUGUAAUCUAAUGUGUGGUUGCUGUGCAAUAACAUGAGUUUAUACAUCUUCUGAAUGUUGAUUGUAUUGUUACUUGAUUACAGUCAUAGACCAGCCUCUACAGUUAGAAAACAAGUACAAAAAACAGAUAAAAAUUUUUUAUGUAAAUAUGUAUUAAAGUAUUACUAUUCCACCUUAUAUCAAAAGAUUUCAGGGUGGAGUUCAAGUUAAAUCAAGGCAAACAAGUUGAAUACAAUUUAUUAAAACAGGUAUAAACAUUUCAAGACUAUGUCCAUUACGAAUUUGAGAUAGUAAGGGCCAAAGAUCCCAAGCGAAAACAAUGAUGUUUUCCCCAUGGCAUAUAGACAAAAUAAGCAUUGGUGCCAAAUGGGCAUCCACAAUUAUGAUGCCGUGGCUAAGAAGGCUUUUUCUUAUGGUCUCAUGCAGUGGAUUGACCUCAAUGGUGGGACACGAGGAAGGGUUUUCCUCUGUUUACAAAUUACAAGUCUAGGACACCUUUCAAAUCCAGGUCUUCUAAAUGUUAAAGAGGAUAUAUUGUUUUGGUGGUACCUGUAUAAAUCUGUUAAAUUAUAAGUGUAAAAACAGAAAUAUUGAAUGUUUUUUUUUAAAAAAACAACAACUGUAUAAUGUACAGGUGGCAAAAGACACCACACUGCUGAAACUGAUUACUAAACAAAGGGCUGAUUAAAUCUUAUGUGUUUGUCAUAAUAUUGACCAUGAUUGUAUUGUUGCACUAUAUUAGCAUAGUUACUCCAGCGUAAACAAUGGCAACAGACAAAAAGAGACCACAGGUGCAGUGGUUUUGAAAGAAGUAACACACUGGAGAAAUAAGCUGUUCAGAGCCAACAGUUCAUAACAACAACAACAACAACAACAACAACUUUAUUUUUAUAGCCCUCCACCCCAAAGGGACUCGAGCAGCUCACCAAGCCCAAAAGAGAUAAAAUUAAAAACACAACAUCAAUAUAAUUAAAAUACCUGAGCAAUAAAAUAAAACAUCAUAAAAUACAUCAGGGGGCAUCAAAAUUAAAAGGUGGGGCUAAUAAAAUUACAAGGGAGGGACAGGCAUGUGCAAAACUCAGGACAGAAUUAUCAAGAGUGGCAGUAAGGUGCUGGAGAUCAGGGCAAUAAACAAUUAAGACUGGGCAAUAAUAAAUUAUGAACUGACCUAAUGUUCAAAAACACAUCCAUGUGUUCAAGUCUUUGUGGAAUAUGGACAGGGUGGGAUCUAAUCUGAUCUCCCUGGGGAGAGAGUUCAUAGCAGUUCAUAGUGUUCUAAUGCAGCAGGAGGCUAUUGCUUCAUAUAUAUUUUUUCUGGCAUGGCAUUGUCUAUCCAUACCUCCUGUCCGCCACAUUAAGAUUUGCUGUGUACUGUGUUGUUUUCAUAGAGAACAUGUUUGGAAGAUUAGGGCUGAGAUUAAGUAGCACCUCCUACUACUACUUGGUGGCAGUAACUGUGAGCAAUGGAGAUCUGUUCUCUUGACAAUUUGGAAAAGUGAUGAGACAAUCAGAAGCAGGAUCCUCGUCGUAAUUCCUCCUUGCACUUGAUAUUAUUAUUAUUAUUAUUAUUAUCAUUAUUAUUAUUAUUUAUAUUCAAUUUUUUUCUUAAAGAGACUAAAGUGCUGAGUGCUGGAGAGGUGAAAAUGUCAGUCUGAGAACAAACUCCUGUCGUUCACAGUAGCUGCUUCCUGAUAAGUCAAUACUAGGGGAAUUUUAUGAUUUCUAUGCUUCCCUUACACUCUUGAAUACCAUAUAUUGGUAUUGUGAAUACAGAUCAGCUACAAAUAUACAAUGUAGGCUAUGCGUUUGUAGCUGCAAUUGUGAAUUCCAACCCAAACCUAUCAAUGUCAAUUGAGAUGUCGUAUGUACACUGUGUGAGCACUGAACAGCCCCAGUAAAACAUGCGUGAAUUGGACUUUAUUACAGGUUCACAUGAGUAUCCUAAUUCCCAUGGCUUUCGUGGCAAGUUUCUGUGAAGUUAGUCAUUUGUAAACUAUACACAGAAUUUUGUACAAUGUGUGUUACAUCUUGUUUGAGAUCAUUAGGAUUUUAACUGCAAUAACUUAGGGGGUUUCAAAUGCCAAAUUUUGAACUCAUGUUUGAAUUUGCAUCUGUAAAAUUGUAAAACAACAACAGCAACAACAACAACUAGACCAAUGUUUUGAGCCUUUAGUUUUUUCCACAAGCAUCAGAUGUGUAGAUCUGACUAUAAUGUGUCACUGACAGUUUCUCAUAAGGAAGCAUCAGCCAAUGUUGUCUAGAAUGGAUGCUCUUGAUUUUUAUACAAAGUGUAUAAAAUGUAUGAAAUAUGUCAAUUCCAUAUUAGGCUUAUUUGGUGAUUCUUUUUUAAGACAAAAAAAUAAACUUGUUAAAUUGUUA
Messenger RNA from Anolis carolinensis (green anole), 10011 nucleotides. RefSeq names its product G protein-coupled receptor 12 (gene gpr12). Gene Ontology annotation, molecular function: G protein-coupled receptor activity. Bases 436 to 1440 code for a protein of 334 amino acids. Gene Ontology annotation, cellular component: cytoplasm; plasma membrane. The record is from RefSeq and is a predicted model, not a curated record. The transcript has 2 exons. Gene Ontology annotation, biological process: regulation of metabolic process; adenylate cyclase-activating G protein-coupled receptor signaling pathway. NCBI's taxonomy places the organism in Eukaryota, Metazoa, Chordata, Lepidosauria, Squamata, Anolidae.